This is a messenger RNA of Daphnia pulicaria, 2666 nucleotides long. RefSeq lists its product as uncharacterized. Gene Ontology annotation, molecular function: protein binding. The record is from RefSeq and is a predicted model, not a curated record. The transcript is spliced from 15 exons. NCBI's taxonomy places the organism in Eukaryota, Metazoa, Arthropoda, Branchiopoda, Diplostraca, Daphniidae. The coding region runs from base 378 to 2576 and encodes 732 amino acids.
UGUGAAAAAGGUCGUUCUUUCAUAGAAUUGCCAUCACGAGAUGUAAAAAAACGUACGAAUUUCGAUUUGUUCUUACGGGUUAUAGGCAAAUAUAACAAUUCAAAGGAAAUCAACCAAUUUUUCAUCAGUUUUUUUAUUUAAGAAACCAAGUUUUGAGAUUGCUUAUGUCAGUUCCUUCACUCAUCCUCCAUGCUUGAUCUUAUCAUGCUACUUUGAGCAAAAAUUCUGUAUGACUUUCGUUUCAGUUUGUGCCCAAACAAGAAGAGUUAGUUUAGUUAACCAAUUAAAGGAGAAGUGCUACAGAAAAGGAUCUUUACAAAGAAUUUUAGCAAGAAAAUAAAUGAAAAAGUAAAUAUUGAGACAACAAAGCAAAAAUAAUGGCAGAUACACAUGAGUUGACUGAGCUUAUGAUGUCCUUGUGCGAAAAUUCAGCCUUACAGACUGAUUUUGGAAUUCAAAUGCAUCGUUUGGUUAAAAAAGGAGCUGAUGUAAACAGGAAAACUAUUGGAGGUCGCACCCCACUCAUGAUUGUCUGCUGGAAAAAUAGAAGAGAGAAUGUUGUGGAAGUCGUCAAUAUUUUAUUGUCCUAUGGUGCAGAUGUAAAAAAAACAGACGAUUUCGGGUGGAAUGCAUUGCAAUUUGCUUGUCGGUAUAACUGUACACCACAAUUGCCAUCAAUUAUUGAUGUGUUAUUAAAACAUGGAAUUGACGUGAACGCGAAAACCACAAACAAAUGGAAUUGCCUCCAUCAACUUUGCAAAUAUAAUUCUGGAGAAAAACUUUAUCAAGUUAUUGCAAGUUUAAUAAGACAUACUAUAAAUGUUAAUGCUCAGACCAGCAAAAAAGACACGGCUCUGCAUUUACUUACCCGUUAUUGUCGACGAGAUUUUAGUGCAAUUUUUCAAUUGCUGAUAAAUGCCGGAGCUCGAGUCGAUUUGGUCUCGUCCAAUGAUAAAACAUUGCUGCAUGUUUUAUGUAAAUAUGCUGUCGGACUGGAUUUGAUUGGUGUCAUGAAUAACUUGAUUAACUCUUGUCAAACCAUGGUUGAUUGUUUCGAUUACUAUAAAGCAACAGCAAUAGUCUAUGCUGCCAGACUAGGUUGUGCGAAAACCGUUAGCUUCCUUUUGCCAUAUUCGCAUCAUAACGUAAUUGAUAUAUUUGGGCAAAACGUUAUCGAUCAUUUAAACGAUGUUUUAUCAAACUCUUUUCCCUUAUGCAUUUGCUGUCGAAGAAUGGAUUCCUUCCUUCCACCGGAACUACUUGAAAAAUUGAGUACAAAGAAGCCAUUUCAUGCAAAAUUGAGUGGUAUUGAUAGAGAUGCGUUAGAGAGAGCAAUACCAAGGCGCAUCGAUUACGGGUUUACUAACACAAACCGAGAAACUAUUAUUCAGCUACCUUCUGGAAACGCUUGGAAUAUUAUCAAAGAUGUAUGGACGACAGAUUCCGAUCUUGAUACAACCAAAAUUCUACAAUUUUUGUCUAAACACGCUCAUCAAAUGGACGAUAAGCUCGGCAAAGUUGGUUGUUCUCAAAAUCACUGUCAUUGGUGUGCUGCCACAAAUGCAGUUUGCGAGUAUGUCAACCAAUUAGUGAUCACCGUUGCCCAUUUGGAUAACCGAUUUCAAGGCGAAAUAAUUCAGUAUGGAAGUUCUGCCGAAAACUCAAAAAUUAUUGCACCGGACGAAUUCGAUUUCAUGGUAGUAUUGGCUAAUUUCAAAGAAGACGAAAGAAAAUACUACGACGGAAAAUACGUUGUUCUUUAUGAUGGUGAUGAAUCGUCGUCAAUUUUUGAAAACGAGCAAGACGGAAGUACAUCUUCAGCGAAAUUAUUGUAUUAUUUUUACUUGCUCUUAGCGGAUGCUGUGAACCGGAUAAAUCAUCUCAACGUUUUAUUCCACAAUAUAAGUUUUUCAGAAACUUGCGUUACGUUAGACUGCUUCUAUAGAGGAAAGGAAGUCAUUCACCCAGGGCAAUACGUUUUUAAAUUAAGCAUUGACAUAACUGUUGGAGUAAUUGGUUCACAAACCAAUACAGUUCCUCUGCCUUUGCCUUCAUCAUUUCGCCUAGUAAAUAGCUCUAAUAAGGAUGAUAAGUACUUCUUGGUACCACACCGACAAGUUGCUGGAAGUGAAAUCAGCGGCUGGAAACCGUCUUUUCCUACAGUGGAACGCAAUGCAUUUCACGCAUUUGAUCCCGUAGUCACUCGCUGUUAUUGCCUUUUGAAAUUAUUUGUUUUACUUGUUUCGCAUAUUGACGAAUGUUUUGGGAAAACAAAACCUUCGUCGUAUGCAAUUAAAACAUGUUUAUUCAAUUACGUAAAAAAAAAUCCUCCACCUUGGGAAAAACGAUGUAUAGUGAAACAUUGCAUAGGAAUUUGCACAGAAUUUCUUGAUACAAAGGAAAAAAUCAAUUCUUUUUUUGAAAAAUCUCUCACAGUUUACGUGAUUAAAUAUGAAAGUAGAUAUGUUAUGAACAAAAUCAGAGAUCGACUAAAGUCGGCACAAGAAUCAUCUUGUAUUUCAUCAAAUAUUUGUUCAUGCAAAGGACUCAAUAUUUCUAAUUGUAUUUUAUGUUGAUUAUUAUUAUUUUGAAAAUCACGUUUGUUAUAAAGCACGAUAUUUAAAUCCAGAUUUUUCUUCAAUUAAUGUUUAAAAUACACCAUCAAA